GGGGAAUUCUGGUUUGUAUACUUUUUUGAUACUCGAAUGGAAGCAAUUAAACCAAAUUAUCGUUUAUUACCUCUAAUGAUUACAGUUUUGCCGAGAAAUUCUGCACAUGAAAACACAGAAAAAUAUAUCAAGUCUCUCUACUCGUACCAUUUCACAUCCAACAAUUGCUGCCGUAAUCAUUGACAUAACGCCCUGAAAGCAUCCUUUCGCCCGUAAAUCCUCCUCAUCAACGUAAUGUCUCCAUGUCAUGCCUCUACGCAAGCCCUCUCGUCGCUUCCCCGAUUACUAGUUCGGCUUAUUUGACGCAGUCGGGAAGCCUUGUCCUUGCUGCACGUUUACUGAUGAAUUCAAACGGUUUCGCUACAAAGAGCGCGACAAAUUACUGCACUCCGAACUCGCCUCUAACUCAGCGAUUUGAAUUGUUUUCUCAAGAAACCCCCUCUAUUACUUGGCGUGAAUCGCGUCGCCGAUAUACCCUAGUACUCCCUUGCUCCUACCUCACACCCACGAACGCGUUGCACUCACAAAAUGACUAAAAAUCAGGUUUUCGGGAAAAUGAAAUGUCUGAGACCUUUCAUUUUUGUUGUUGUUAGUAUCGUGAGUCAUACUCUGUUUGGCCUGUACUUGAAUCCCAGACUUUUGUCUUCUGUAAAUGUCUCCGACAAGAAUGUGUCUUCUUGGUUUCCCUUUACCUCAUUAUUUCUUUACGCACUUCAGUCUUGCUUGUUCUAUCGUUUCCGUCUCGGUUUGGAAUGGUGUGUUUUGGCGAAAUACCCGUUGUACACGUUGUUAGGCACGUACUAUUCUAUCUCAAAACACCAAAUUGCCUGGGAUGCUGCCAUUGACUGUUUUUCAGUGAUUCUCGCCCGGGCCAUGACAGGCAUGGUCUAUUUCCAACGCCCUAGACAUGUUCUCUCUCAGGGAUCCGUGCCUCUCCUGCUCACUCUGAUGGCCAGUGUGCUUUUGAGCAUCCUGUCUUAUGUUUGUCAAAAAUUAUUUGUGAACCUCUGGGUAGUUCGCAACAUCCGGCAUCAAGUGUCCACUGUAUUGACUGCUCCUCUUCCUCUUCAAUAUGUCAUACACCUUCCCAUUGCUUUCGCUGUUCAAAGAGCCGCCUCGAAGCCUCUUUCAACUUUUAAAGCCCUAUGUUUGUUCGUUGUUUUGCUUUUCUUUUCUUGCUCCGUUCCUUACUGCGACAUUUUCUGGCCCAAUGUUCUCGCUGCUCUUCAGCUGCUCACGGCGUAUAUUCUCCAUAUAGUUCUCGUCUUUAUCGCUUGUCGUGCUGUAUUAAUUUAGCUGACAUGCACUUAAAAAAAGCACCGUUACUAUAGAGAGUGCUGGUGCUCGCAAAAAUCAAAUUUACUAAUGUAACGAUAUUCCCCCCUACUGAGGUCCCUCUACUGUUUUCGUUUGGUUCAAUAUUUGGUCCUUAACAAUGACCUUUAGUUCAAAUCUUAUUCUCUAUUGCUAUCGUCUCACUUCCUUCCUCUUCCUCAUUCCCCUCCCUCUGCCUACAGCGCAAAUCA
Schizosaccharomyces japonicus yFS275 is the source of this 1526-nucleotide messenger RNA. RefSeq names its product bouquet formation protein Bqt3. Bases 529 to 1296 code for a protein of 255 amino acids. Gene Ontology annotation, molecular function: telomere-nuclear envelope anchor activity. Gene Ontology annotation, cellular component: nuclear inner membrane; nuclear membrane complex Bqt3-Bqt4. Gene Ontology annotation, biological process: meiotic telomere clustering. NCBI's taxonomy places the organism in Eukaryota, Fungi, Ascomycota, Schizosaccharomycetes, Schizosaccharomycetales, Schizosaccharomycetaceae. The record is from RefSeq and is a predicted model, not a curated record. The transcript is spliced from 2 exons.